This is a messenger RNA of Owenia fusiformis, 716 nucleotides long. NCBI's taxonomy places the organism in Eukaryota, Metazoa, Annelida, Polychaeta, Sabellida, Oweniidae. The record is from the annotation of a GenBank genome assembly.
AGUGGAGAAUAUGAGUGUUACCCAGAGAAGGUGUGUUAUGGUGGGUGGGCCAUUUGUGAACUGUGAUAAUUGUAAUAAUUAUAAUGAUACUCACUGGACUGAGGCACUUAUACAUCCAGGACUUCAGGAUGAUGCAAAUACACACACAUUAUCAACAAAUCACCAUUAUUUAUUUCUGACAUUCAAAUAUAUCAAACAUCUGAUUGUAACAAAUCUCAAAAUAAAAACAUAUUCGUCUUCAUAUUCAUACAAAAUGCUGCUUCACCAUCACCAAAGAGGUUGUCAGAAUGAGAAUGUUGGACAUUGCCUUGAGGACAUAGUGAAUCAAUUCUUCACACAUGAGAAACAAUGUAUUGAUGAGAUUGAAACCAAUAUAUACAAUUAUAAUCGACUGGAGAAGGAAGUACCAGACAUAAAUUACCCUAAGAGGAUGAUAGAACUUAAAAUCUACUAUGGUGAAUGUGCUGCCCUACUGUGGAUCAUGCAGCAUGUGAAGCACACCACUGACACAUCCUGGUGGGACAUGUUGCUGCAGGAAGACCUCAAACCAGAUGAUAUCAAAGAGGGUGAUAUGCUUCAUUCCUUGCUGGACAUAGUACAACAGGUAGAUACAUUCCAGAGGAAUGAUGAUCUCAAGAUAGGUUCAGUGCUUGAUCUACAGUGGUUGCAUAAGGACAACACCAAGAUAGUAUAUAGAUUGAUUAAAGACUGGUAUA